Messenger RNA from Punica granatum (pomegranate), 2126 nucleotides. The record is from RefSeq and is a predicted model, not a curated record. Lineage: Eukaryota; Viridiplantae; Streptophyta; Magnoliopsida; Myrtales; Lythraceae.
UCCCUCCCAUUUCUGGUCAGUGAUCUGAUCUGAUCUGAUCUCCAUCAUAAAACCCUCACCCUCCCCAUUUUUCCCGCACUUUUUCCCCGCUAACACUUUCCCGGCCACUCUCCGGUCGUCGGAGGAAGAAGAAGAAGCAGCACGGGACAACCGCCGCCGAUCAAAUGAACGGCAACGGACCGCCGUUCGCAGUCCCCCUCGUACUGCUGCUCUCCGUCGCGCUUCUGUUUCUAUUCUUCCCGGAGAUCCUCUCCCCCCUCCGGCCUCUUCCCCCUCAGAGUCAGAUCUCCCCCGCCGACGAGCUCGACGACCUCGCUCUCCUCACCCGCGCCUCCUCCGGCGGGGGGGCCUCCCACCUCUCCUCCUCCUCCAACAAGCUCAAGAUUGCCUUCCUCUUCCUCACCAACUCCGACCUCCACUUCGCCCCUCUCUGGCAGAAGUUCUUCCGCAACCGCCGCUCCCUCUUCAGCAUCUACGUCCACGCCGAUCCCUCCGUCAACGUCACGCCCCCCGGGGGAGUGUUCGACGGCCGGUUCAUCCCCUCCAAGCGGACCUCACGCGCGUCCCCCACCCUGAUCUCCGCCACGCGCCGCCUCCUCGCUGCCGCUCUCCUCGACGACCCGGCCAACGCCUACUUCGCCCUCCUCUCGCAGUAUUGCGUCCCCCUCCACUCCUUCGACUACGUCUAUGGGUCUCUCAUCACGAACCCCAAGUUCGACCUUUCCGACACCCCUGAGUCGAUCAGCCAUGGCGUCCGCCUCAGCUACCGGAGCUACAUUGAGAUCCUGGAAGAGUCGAAGAGCCUCUGGAAGCGAUACACAGCACGCGGGAGGUUUGCUAUGCUCCCGGAGGUACAGUUCGACCAAUUCCGGGUCGGAUCCCAGUUCUUCGUCCUCACGCGCCGCCACGCCCUCACAGUGGUGAGAGAUCGGAGGCUAUGGAGGAAGUUUCGGCUCCCUUGCUACGGCGAGCUGAAGUCCGCCUGUUACCCGGAGGAGCACUAUUUCCCCACGCUCUUGUCGAUGAAGGAUCCGGAGGGGUGCACCCGUUACACCCUGACGCGUGUCAACUGGACGGACUCCGUCGGCGGCCACCCCCGCACUUACGGUCCGACGGAGGUGUCCUCGGAGCUGAUCCAGGAGCUCCGGCUCUCGAACAACUCGGGAUCUUACCUGUUCGCGAGGAAGUUCUCGCCGGAUUCGCCGAAGCCGCUGAUGAAGAUCGCCGACAAGGUCAUCUUCCGCGACUGAUCUACGCCGGUAGGCAAACGAGAGAUCCACUGAGAUCGUAGAAUUUUGGGUUGAUUAUAUCAGAGUAGUCUUUGGGAAAAGUGGUCUUGGCGAGGCUUUAAGUGUGCCCACGGACCAUGAAGCCCAAGAGCCCUGACCUCGAGCUGAACAUAACUGGAGUUUUAACUGGUAUACGAGUAGGACCUCUCCCGGUGAGAAGGUUUUUCCCUUUCCAGGUCGGAGUCUUGUAAAUAUGAUGCUGCGGGAAAGUUCAAACCCGUUAAAUACUCGCCUAAGAUUUAAUUGAGGGAGAUCAAUCAACUCGGGGGGAGAACAGUGAGCUCAAGAGUUAAAUGAAGCCAUAACUCAUUCGGCAUCUUUGGAUCUUCUUUCUUUGCUUCGCCGUUACUCCAAGCUCCGUUUUUACCUUCCCCUUCCCCUGUCCUCUGCUUCUUUACUGGUAUGUUGCUUGCAAGCAAUGAGAUCCUCUCAACAGCAGCUUCUCAGGUCCAGUAGAAUUACGAAUCACGGGGACAAGAGACUUGAUGGAUUCCUAGAUGUCGGGGGCUGUGGAGAUGAGCAAAGAAAUGUGGAUUUGUACAUAGGAUUGCUAAGCUUAUCGGUAUUCCAUGGAUUGCUCGGAAGAAUUCCUGCAGAUAAUCCCGGCCCAAUCUUUUGCACAGCACGGCUGGGGACAGUUUAUAUGAUUGGGGAAUGAUAAAAGGAGAGUUGAUAAAGAAUGAGUUUAAGACGGACAUCCAUGUAAGUUCUUUUUAUCUUGUAUUAUUUUAUUUUAUUGAUUCAUACCAUAUAUUGCCGAACACUAUAAUCUAGAUGUGGCAACAUCAUUAAAUCUAUAAAUCAACUGUGCGGUACCAAUCUCUUUCAGACGGUAAA